Molecule: messenger RNA, 510 nt
Organism: Sphenostylis stenocarpa
Lineage: Eukaryota; Viridiplantae; Streptophyta; Magnoliopsida; Fabales; Fabaceae
Source: the annotation of a GenBank genome assembly
AUGCUUUGGGGAUGUGUUGGGUCCUCUGAAGCAGUUGAGUUUCUGGGUGUAUGGGAAAAAGGCUUUGGAUUGAGCACAAGGUACGAUGAGAUGUUGGAGAAGGUGCUGAAGGAGCACGAGCACAAAGCAUUAUCACGUGCCAAUGGACAUCAUAGUGAUGAAGAAAGUGAAAUGGAUUUGAUGGACAUUCUGCUACAAGUUUACCAUGAUGCUCAUGCGGAGUUCAAGAUCACAAGGACUCAUAUUAAAGCCUUCUUCUUGGACCUCUUCAUUGGAGGCACAGAUACCUCAGCAGAAGCCAUGCAAUGGGCAAUGGCUGAGCUCCUCAACCACCCUGAAGCCUUUCAAAAGGUGAGAAAGGAGAUAGAGUUGGUGACUGGCAAUGCCAGGCUAGUUGAUGAUUCAGAUGUUCCCAACAUGCCAUAUUUGCAAGCAGUUGUGAAGGAAACACUAAGACUCUACCCACCAGGACCAGUCACAACAAGAGUGUCGCCAACACUGCAAGAUUAA